Messenger RNA from Penicillium psychrosexuale, 588 nucleotides. RefSeq lists its product as uncharacterized. The record is from RefSeq and is a predicted model, not a curated record. NCBI's taxonomy places the organism in Eukaryota, Fungi, Ascomycota, Eurotiomycetes, Eurotiales, Aspergillaceae. The coding region runs from base 1 to 588 and encodes 195 amino acids. The transcript is spliced from 7 exons.
AUGCGGAACGCGGGUAUCGAUAAGAUUCUUUUAUACUGUAUAAAGGAAUUUGACCGCUUCUGCAAAAGCUAUUUAUUAGAAGCUAGGAGAUUAUCCGACUCUGGGAAGAAAGAAGAGCGAGUGGUCGCGGAGAGCAAAGGCGAUUUGAUAGGAAGACUAUGGUUAAGGCAGCCGCUCUUAAUGGAUAGACUUAGUGUUCCUAGGAUUUUUGCCCUAUUAUAUCAGUCCAGGAAGGAGAUACCCUUAGGGUGUUUGCUGGAGAGAUUCGGUACUCUUCAGACUAUAGCGCCGUCUACGGUAUCUAAAGAAAAUCUUUGGCUUAAUUACUCCACGGUGACCGGGGCCCUCAACUUUAUGAGGGUAUCAGCUCCUAGAGGUGAUUCUAACGAGCUUAUCGAUAGACGGAGUGAAGGAAAGACGCGUCUCAUGUGGAGGGUCGCAGUUAUUGCUCUUCGGAAAUUAUUCGCACUGCUCCUCAAAAAGAACAAUAUCUCUUACACCAAUCGCCGGCUUGCGCAAAGCGAGGAUAUACGAAGUACCGAAAGUAUCUUUACUGGUAUGGGUCUCACCAUGAAUCCCGGCCCAUAG